Penicillium alfredii is the source of this 1986-nucleotide messenger RNA. Its product is annotated as putative protein kinase (Lkh1). Gene Ontology annotation, cellular component: nucleus. The record is from RefSeq and is a predicted model, not a curated record. Gene Ontology annotation, biological process: protein phosphorylation. The transcript has 6 exons. Lineage: Eukaryota; Fungi; Ascomycota; Eurotiomycetes; Eurotiales; Aspergillaceae. Gene Ontology annotation, molecular function: protein kinase activity; ATP binding. Bases 1 to 1986 code for a protein of 661 amino acids.
AUGUCCACACCAUCCACGGCGACCGCGACCCAUCCCUCUCAUCACCAGCACUACAGAUAUCCCCACCAUCCACCAUAUCAGCCUUCUACCUCCUAUCCAUCCCCAACCACGGCCGCUGGGACUCGUCUCGCGAACCCCUACCCUUACUCCGUCCCCUCCCCAACAACCACCACGCUUCCCUACACCCAAGCCUCGGGAGUUGCUCCGGCGCCCUCGACUCCAUCGGCGAUGCCCUCCAACCAAAACGGCUCGAGGGCGGUCUCCUCGCACGGGAGUCGGUCGAAAAGGCCCAACUGGGGCGAAUUUUACAAGAACGGCAUCCCCAAAGAGGUCAUCGUGAUCGAUGACAGCCCUGCCCCAGAGUCAGGAAAAGCCGCUCCGCCUCCUCCUGCUCACGGCGUCUCCACAGGAGUCCCUCCUCCCGUUCCCCAGCCCGCUGGCAAGAGGAGACGCACGGGAAUCGAGACAGCCUACGAUUUGGGGCACUACGACCGCCCAUCUUUCUCGAUCAACCCCCAGCAGUACGGGGAUAAUUCCUCGCACUCGCUGUCGACCGACCGAACCACCUCCUUGCACACCACCGCUCCAACUUCACUCGGGUCCCAGGGUAGCUCCGGCGCUAGUAAUGGCAUGUACUACGAAGAUACUACCAUCGGCCAAAAGCGAAAGCGGGUGAACACGCGAAAGUCGGCUCGCGACGAGCAAAAGAAACGGGAGCUCGAGAAGAUAGACGAUGCUUUUCUGAGCUACGUUCCACCGCCAAAACCGCCCGUCAAAGCCAAAGAUGUCCCAGUGCCAAUCAUUCGUGACUUCGGCGGUUCACGGAAUGAUAAAUUCGACGACGACGAUGGUCAUUACAUUGUCAACCCCGAUACACCGUUGACAGAUCGAUACUCGAUUAUCAAACUCCUGGGUCAAGGGACUUUUGGCAAGGUUGUGGAAGCAUAUGACAAGCAGCGCAAGGCUCGCUGUGCCAUCAAGAUCAUUCGCUCCAUCCAGAAAUACCGAGAUGCCUCGAGAAUCGAGCUGCGAGUGCUGUCGACCCUGGCCUCGAACGACAAAAGCAACCGCAACAAAUGCAUCCAUCUUCGAGAUUGCUUUGACUACCGAAAUCACAUUUGCAUAGUCACCGACUUAUUAGGGCAGAGCGUGUUUGAUUUCUUGAAGGGUAAUGGUUUUGUCCCGUUUCCAAGCAGUCAGAUUCAGCACUUUGCCCGCCAGCUGUUUACGAGUGUGGCCUUCCUUCACGACCUGAACCUCAUCCAUACCGACCUCAAGCCCGAAAACAUCCUCCUCGUCAGCAAUGCCUACCAAACCUUUACCUACAACCGCACCAUCCCAUCCUCUUCCCAUGCCACAUCCCGCAAUGCGCGCCAGCGCCGGGUACUGCUCGACAGCGAGAUCCGGCUCAUCGACUUCGGAUCUGCUACCUUCGAUGAUGAGUACCACUCGUCAGUCGUGUCCACGCGGCACUACCGGGCCCCCGAAAUCAUACUGAAUCUGGGCUGGAGCUUCCCAUGUGACAUCUGGAGCAUCGGGUGUAUUCUGGUAGAGUUUUUCACUGGAGAUGCACUCUUCCAGACGCACGACAACCUCGAGCACCUCGCGAUGAUGGAAGCAGUCAUUGGUCAUCGAAUCGACUCGCGGCUGAUCCGACAAGUCAUGCAAGGCGGGCGGGGUGGUAGCUCAAACUCGGCUUCCAAGUACUUCAAUCGAAGCAAGCUCGACUAUCCCAACACCGACACCACCCGGGCCUCGCGUAAAUACGUACGCGCCAUGAAAGCACUCACCGAAUUCAUCCCAACCAAUACUUGCUUUCACCGUCAGUUCCUGGAUCUGUUGCAACGGAUCUUCGUCUACGAUCCCAAGAGCCGCAUCACGGCCAAGCAAGCUUUGAAACAUCCGUGGUUCAAGGAGAAUUUCGUCGACGAUGGAACGGAAGCGUGUCGGAUCGGCUUGGGACUGCACCUCCAUGGACGCCCUUGA